GAAAUAUCAGAAAUAUGGUUCCAUCCUCCAUGUGGAAACAAUGGGAAGGCAAAGUAUUGUUCCAUUACUCUCCAGGAUUUUGGGUGUUGUGGAUCUUUAUCAUCCCCCUUGCCUUGCAAACAUGUACUGCGAAGCACCAUCAACAUUGCGCUCCUUCUUCCUAUGGCAAACUCCCCAACAUAAGCUACCCAUUUCGAUUAAAGCAAGACCCGGGCAAGUGUGGCGAGCGCGAAUAUGAGUUGGAUUGUGUCAACAACGUUGCCGUCUUACGUUUGAAUUAUGCGGAGUACACUGUAGAGGCGAUCAACUACAACAAUUACACCAUCAGACUGGUCGAUCCUGGCAUUCAAGAGGCUAAUUGCUCCUCCAUGCCUCGCUGUCUUUUGUUUAAUUCCAAUUUCAGUGGUUUCUCCUCAUCCCAAGGCGAGGAAUUUCAUUCAGACAAUGAACAAGUGGAUCCUUAUCAACCCGCCCAAGCGAGAAAUUACGACGGCUGGGCCUUGAUCUUCCGCGAUCUAUUGCAGCCUAUAAUUUACCUGAGGUGUGCGGAUCCUGUGAGGGACGAUGCUUCGUAUGUAGAUACCGCAUCAUGCCUUGACGAUUCCAAUACGUACGCUGUUGUUGGGAACAUAGACCUUGCAAGUUGGAGGCCUGGUUGUCGUGUGAAGGCAGUCUCUCCUACUUCCUCGACAUGGUCUUCCGUUGCGGACGGCGGUAGUGCUCAUCUUAAUGUUUCAUACAAGGAUAUUCAUAGGCAACUAUCCUUCGGAUUCGAGCUUUCCUGGAUGCAUUUUGUUUGUCGUUCUCAAUGUGGUUCCAAACCUUGCUACUUCAACUACACCGUCGGAGGCACCCAGUGCCACUUUGAGCACUCACUGCUAUUACAUCAAUGGAGGGGCCCACUCCUGAGGAAUUUUCACAAGGAUUGCCAUUUACACGAAAAUUCCUCUUUUUCUAGAACUAUGAAUGAUAUAUCUAUUGACAGUUGUGAAAUUUUCUUGGCAGCUUCUCUUUCCGGCACUGUAACUGGAUUGGCGUGGUUAAUUACAUUUCGGCACAUACAUCUUGACAAUGCAAAUGCAUUUAAUAGAGCAAUUGCGGUUGGAUAUUAUGGCCUACCAUCAUUUUUAGCAGCUAGAUUUUUGUUUGGGGCUACGCUUCUGAUUGCCAUAUUGAUUCAUAAAUGGAGGAGGAGACAUCUUUCGGUUUAUGAAAAUAUUGAGAACUUCCUGCAAGAUAAAGAACUUGUGCCUAUAAGAUACUCCUACAAAGAAAUCAAGAAGAUGACAAAUAAUUUCAAGAUCAAAUUGGGUCAAGGGGGCUUCGGUUCUGUACACAAGGGGAAUCUGCGUAGUGGGCCUUACGUAGCCAUAAAAAUGUUGGGUGCGACCAAAACUAAUUGGCAAGAGUUUAUCAAUGAAGUAGCAACUAUUGGAAGAAUUCAUCACGUGAAUGUGGUUCGGCUCAUUGGGUAUUGUGUUGAUGGGUCAAAACGUGCUCUUGUUUAUGAAUUUAUGUCCAAUAGCUCUCUGGACAAACAUAGUUUCUUAAAGGCAGGAGGCAUCACUCUAAACUAUGAGAAAAUAUAUGAAAUAUCUCUUGCAGUAGCCAAUGGAAUAAUGUAUCUUCAUCAAGGUUGUGAUAUGCAAAUUUUACAUUUUGAUAUCAAACCUCAUAUUCUUCUUGAUGAAAACUUCACUCCUAAAGUUUCAGAUUUUGGACUUGCAAAGCUUUAUCCUGUGAAUGAUAGUAUGGUUACCUUAACUACUGCAAGAGGAACACUAGGUUACAUGGCUCCAGAAUUGUUUUAUGAGAAUAUUGGAAGAGUUUCUUAUAAAUCUGAUGUUUACAGUUUUGGCAUGCUUUUAAUGGAAAUGGCAAGUAAGAGGAAGAAUUCUAACCCCAAUGCAGAGCACUCAAGCCAAGCUUACUUCCCCUUUUGGAUUUAUGAUCAAUUUAGCGAGGAGAGAGAUAGAAUGGAAGAUGCCACAGAGGAGGAAAAGAAGCUGGCAAAGAAGAUGUUUAUAACUGCACUGUGGUGUAUCCAAUUGAAGACUCAGGAUCGGCCUUCAAUGAGCGAGGUGAUAAAGAUGCUGGAAGGGAAAUUAGAAAGUUUAGAGAUACCACCGAGGCCUUCCUUUUAUCCUGAUGAAAUUGCUGGCAAAGAUGUUGGAGUCAGCACUAGCACAACACUUACAAGUAGCUUUAGUUGUGACACCAGUGACCUUACACCACUGUGUAACUGAGCUGAUAUUGUACAAUAUAUCUACUGUGGAAGGAAAAGUUGUUUUCAUCUUUUUUGUUUU
Messenger RNA from Prosopis cineraria, 2306 nucleotides. Its product is annotated as L-type lectin-domain containing receptor kinase IX.1-like. Gene Ontology annotation, biological process: protein phosphorylation. NCBI's taxonomy places the organism in Eukaryota, Viridiplantae, Streptophyta, Magnoliopsida, Fabales, Fabaceae. Gene Ontology annotation, molecular function: polysaccharide binding; ATP binding; protein kinase activity. The record is from RefSeq and is a predicted model, not a curated record.